Thrips palmi is the source of this 8935-nucleotide messenger RNA. It is a transcript of the gene gek, whose product is annotated as serine/threonine-protein kinase Genghis Khan. Gene Ontology annotation, biological process: actomyosin structure organization; peptidyl-threonine phosphorylation. The record is from RefSeq and is a predicted model, not a curated record. Lineage: Eukaryota; Metazoa; Arthropoda; Insecta; Thysanoptera; Thripidae. Gene Ontology annotation, cellular component: cytoplasm; cytoskeleton. Gene Ontology annotation, molecular function: protein serine/threonine kinase activity; ATP binding. The coding region runs from base 246 to 5666 and encodes 1806 amino acids. The transcript is spliced from 30 exons.
CUGCGCUACAACCGCUACAGCAGUAGAAACAGUGGAUGCCAGAUAGGUGUGGCAGCCAUAUUGUGAAGUGAUUCAGGGGUCAGAUUAUCGGCGAACGUUUGUGAGGAUGGAAACGAAAGUAAACAAGAUAAAUGCGAUUUGAAAACAAAGACCUUUCGCAAUGACUCCAGGAAUCUCAAUGGGUGGAUUGUAUGCUCACCAGUGGUGAGGAAAUUGGAAUGUGGUAGUGUUUUAGAACCGUCCCCAUGUCGGAGACGGCCUUAAAACUGUCCACUCUCCAGGAUUCUGGCGGAGAUGGCAGCACAGGAGACAGGCGUUUACGUCAAUUGGAGUCCCUAUUUUUGGGAGGACCGAUUCAGGGUCAGGGACAGUGCUUCAGUAUUGAGACAUUGUUGGACAUCUUACUGGUAUUAUACGAUGAGUGUUGCAAUUCCUCUUUACGGAGGGAGAAGACUGUUUCAGAAUUUAUAGAAUUUGUUAAGCCAAUUGCAAGCAAUAUAAAAUCCUUACGUUUGUCACGAGAAGAUUUUGAGAUUGUUAAAGUAAUUGGCAGAGGAGCCUUUGGUGAAGUAUGUGUAGUCAAAUUGAAAGGUAGUGACAAAGUUUAUGCCAUGAAGAUACUGAACAAAUGGGAGAUGUUGAAGAGAGCUGAAACUGCUUGUUUCCAAGAAGAACGAGAUGUGUUAGUUUAUGGAGACCGGCGCUGGAUUACUAAUUUGCAUUAUGCCUUCCAAGAUGAGAGUAACCUGUAUUUAGUGAUGGACUAUUACUGUGGAGGGGAUUUAUUGACACUCCUAAGUAAAUUUGAAGACAGACUUCCCGAAGACAUGGCCAGAUUUUACAUAGCUGAAAUGAUUUUAGCAAUUGGUUCUAUCCAUGAUUUGCGCUAUGUGCAUCGAGAUAUAAAACCCGACAAUGUUCUGCUGUGCGCCAAUGGACAUAUCAGGCUUGCUGACUUUGGAUCCUGUUUAAAGCUAUCCCCAGAUGGAACAGUUCAAAGCAAUGUUGCUGUUGGCACACCUGACUACAUUUCUCCUGAAAUCUUACGUGCGAUGGAAGAUGGUCAAGGAAGGUAUGGGCCAGAGUGUGACUGGUGGUCUCUGGGAGUCUGCAUGUAUGAAAUGUUAUAUGGAGAAACACCUUUUUAUGCAGAAUCCCUUGUAGAAACGUAUGGAAAAAUUAUGAACCACAAGAACUGUUUUGAUUUUCCGUGUGAUGUUGGAUAUGAAGUAUCGGCUGAAGCCAAAGAUCUUAUGAAGAGACUGAUUUGUAGUUCAGAGUUAAGGCUGGGACAAAAUGGAAUUGAUGACUUUAAAAACCAUGCUUGGUUUGUUGGGGUGGAUUGGUUAAAUCUUCGAGACACAACAGCACCUUAUAUCCCAGAAGUCAGUAGUCCAACUGACACAUCUAACUUCGAUGUGGAUGAAGCAGACACUCGAAGCUCUGAUGCUGUCCCUCCCACAGCAUCAAAUCCUGCAUUUUCGGCUCUCCAUUUGCCUUUUGUUGGGUUCACAUUCACGUCAGGAAGUUGUAUCUCUGACUUGGGUAGUGUUCCCAGCAAUACAACUGUGAUAACUCGACGCAUCAAACAGUUAGAAGAGGAAAAUCAAACUCUAAAAAGAAACCUGCUUGAUGCCAAGGAAAACAAUUUGGUUCACUACCCUAAUGAUUUGUCAUCUAAUGAAGAAACUAAGAGGUUAUCUCCCACAACAGAAACUGCUAAUGGUACUCGACGCCUCCAAGAUGAAAUUAACACACUCACCAAAAGGAAUUGUGAGCUUGAAAAUCAAUUAAAAGUACUUGAACAACUUCAGAACCAGGGUCCAGACCUCAAAAUUCUUUCUAUGGAAGGAGAGUCAAGCUCUAGGGUACGAGAAUUGGAAAAAAUGGUUCGAAUGCUUCAGCAAGACAGAGAUGAGGCGCUGAAGGAUAAGGCUGAUGUCCAUGAAAAAAUUAAAAGUCAAGAAAAAGAAUUGAAAGAAGCUCUCACUCAAAGAAAACUGGCUAUGGAUGAAUACACUGAAGUGUCUGACAAGUUGUCAGAGCUUCGACAACAGAAACAAAAGCUUUCAAGGCAGGUGCGGGACAAAGAAGAAGAACUAGAGGUUGUCAUGUCAAAGGUGGACGCCUUGAGAAAUGACAUUAGAAAAGCAGAAAAACUUCGCAGAGAACUGGAAGCUAGAGUAGAUGAAGCUAUUGCUGAGGCUACAAAGGAACGGAAGCUGAGGGAGAGAAGCGAGGAGUACUGUCGACAGGUUGAAGCUGAAACUGAACAGCGCAUGCGAUCACGUGCUGACAGUACUAGCAGUUCUGCAGCUGUUCAUGCAAGUCAAGAAAUUGCAAGACUUAAAGCUGAAGUUGAGAAAAUUGAAGUUCAAUACAAUGAAGAUAUGAACCAGCAGCAGGCCCGCUAUAAUAUGGAGAUGUGCAGUCUACGAGAUCAAUUACAAGAAUCUGAAAACACACGGGAAGCUCUUGAAAGAGAGGUGGCUGUGUUCAAGGAACGGUUAGAUUCUAUUCGUCUUGAAAGUGUAGCAGAUAGUGAAGAAGCUGUUGCUGAGCUAAGUAGAAGGCAUGAUAGGGAUAAGGCAAUGCUACUUGAUGAAAAUAAGAAACUUAUGAUUGAAAUGGAAUCGGCUCGAGAUGCUUUGGCACGAAUGCAAGCUGAACGAAGACAACUUGAAAAUGAUUAUGAAGAUUUGCGCACUAAGAAGGAUGCAAUAGCACAAUGGGAAGCCCAAAUCACAGAAAUCAUUCAAUGGGUCAGUGAUGAAAAGGAUGCAAGAGGUUAUUUACAGGCCUUAGCCACCAAAAUGACAGAAGAGCUGGAGUACUUGAAACAUUCUGGUGUUGGCAACACUCCUGCAGCUGAUAAGAACUGGAGAAACAGGCGCAGCCAGAAGCUGGAUAAAAUGGAACUCCUUAAUCUUCAAAGCAGUUUACAGUCAGAAAUUCAAGCAAAGCAAGCGAUCAGCGAAGAACUUAGCAAAACACGCUCAGAACUAAUAGCAGCUCAAAAGGAAUUACGAGAUGUUCGUCAAAGGUUAGAUAACCUUUCGCAUGACGUUAAGCGUAAAGAAUCUCAGGUGAAAGAACUGCAAUCACGUUUGGACUCUGGAGAAGGAUCUGCUCACUCACCAUUUCUUAGAAGUGGAAACCAUGUCUUGGAAAGACCCUCAUCCCAGAUGUCCUAUUUGGAUCAUUUUUUGAAAGAAUCAUCUGUAAGACAUGGGGGAUCUGUUGAAAGCGAAGAGGGUGACAUUGAGGAUAAUCGUGCUCCGUCAGUCUCAAGUAGCAAGUCCAACCUUUCGGAGCUAAGCAUAGAUCCUGGCUCUCCAUUAGGGCUAGAUUUGAAUCUCAGUAUGGGCCACCACAGUGGAGGCAAGCUUCCCCCACAUCUUGUUCCUCACCACAUGAACAUAACGGCUAUGAAACCCAAGUCGCACCAAUUUCUUGUGCGUACAUUUAGCUCACCAACCAAAUGUAAUCACUGCACAUCACUCAUGGUGGGCUUGACAAGACAGGGCGUUGUCUGUGAAGUUUGUGGCUUUGCUUGUCACAUGUCCUGUUGUGACAAAGUACCAGCUGUCUGUCCUGUACCUCCUGAUCAAACUAAGAGACCUUUGGGCAUUGACCCUACAAGAGGCAUCGGAACAGCUUACGAGGGCUAUGUCAAAGUUCCAAAGACAGGUGGAGUUAAAAAGGGUUGGAUCAGACAAUUUGUGGUUGUGUGUGACUUCAAGUUGUUUUUGUAUGACAUAUCACCGGACCGAAAUGCUCUACCAUCAGUUUAUGUAUCACAAGUGUUAGACAUGAGGGAUGAGGACUUUGCUGUCAGCUCAGUUCGUGAAUCUGAUGUCAUACAUGCUACCAAAAAAGAUAUACCAUGCAUAUUUAGGAUUACUACAUCCUUGAUGGAUCCACCAUGGUUAAAGAACCAUACUUUAAUGUUAGCGGAUACAGAGAGUGAAAAGACCAAGUGGGUUGUUGCGUUAAGUGAGUUGCAUCGCAUCCUCAAACGCAACAAUUUACCAAACACCACUAUAUUCCGGGCAAAAGAAUUGCUGGAUAACACUCUAGCCUUCAUUAAAAAUGCAAUGUCAGGUGCAAUUAUUGACCCAGAUCGUCUAGUCAUAGGAACAGAAGAGGGGUUGUUCUGCUUGGAUUUGGAUCGUAAUGAAAUGGCUCGUGUUGGAGAAGGAAAGAAAGUAUAUCAGUUGGAAUAUGUGCCAGAAGAGCAACUUCUGGUGGUGUUGUCUGGGAAGCAGCGUCAUGUUCGCCUCAUUCCUGUACGUGCUUUGGAUGGAGAUGAUGUUGAAUGGAUAAAAGUUGCAGAAACUAAGGGUUGCCUGACAUUUGCGACUGGUGUGAUGUCACGGACUCCCCAACUUUCUUACUGUUUGUGUGUGGCCAUCAAAAGACAGAAUUCAUCUCAAGUAAUAAUUUAUGAAAUAACCAGAACUAAAACCCGUCACAAACGUUUGAGAGAGGUCAUGCUUCCAACAACAGCUCAGUCUCUGAACAUAAUGAGCGAAGGCCGACUUUGCAUUGGUUAUCAGUCUGGAUUCAGCGUUUAUAGCAUUGCUGGAGAUCAUCAUGCUAUUUCUUUAGUCCAUCCUGACAAUCAGCUGUUAGGAUUCCUGGCCUACAGUGCAGUGGAUGCAAUGCGAUGUGUGGAGUUGUCUCGAGGGGAAUUCCUUCUUGUAUUCCAGACUUUGGGUCUAUAUGUCGAUGCGCAAGGUCGCAAGUCGCGUGAUCGCGAGAUCAUGUACCCUGCUAUUCCUCUGUUUGUGAGCCAUUGUGAUGGGCACCUGCUGGUCUAUACUGAAACCCAUAUUGAUGUAUUCAAUGCUGCUUCAGGAGAGUGGGUUCAAACAGUAAAUGUGAAGCGAGCUCGCCCGCUUAAUUCAUCUGGUUCACUUAGUAUGUGUGUGAUCAAUGACAUGCCACACAUCAUCUACAUUUGCAAUGUACAUCAAAGAGAGCAAAUCAAUGUCACUGGAGUUGAUGCGUCAGGCAGGGUCAUUCCUCGACCUCGUCGAAGGUUUUCCAUGAGGGAAGGACACCGCACAGCGCGAGCUCCAGAUCGUCGAUCAAAAAUGAUAUCUGCACCGACUAAUUUCAAUCACAUAAGUCAUAUGGGUCCUGGUGAUGGAAUACAAAUACAACGACUGCUAGAUCUUCCAACUACCCUAGAAACAGCAGAUCAAAGGGGUUUCCAUAGUGGAGCAUCAAGUUCAUCAAAAAUGUCUGCCACACCUCCACGGCAUGCCCCUCAUCCACCCCCCCAUCAAGAGCAGCGUCGUUUGUCAGGAAACAUGCAGCGUACCCCUCCACCAACUUACACAGGACACAACGGAUCAAAUAUGUCUUCCAGACGAGGUAUGGCUCCACCUCGUCCUUCUGUGACCCCACCAUCUUUGCCUCGCUCUCCUGAUUCUGCUCCCAUGGAUGGUGCAGGCAACAGUGGAGAGCCAAUGGCGUCAAUGUCUUCUCUCUCACACCCUAGCCAUUCCAGUGUAUCCUCCUUGCAUGACAUAAUGCGGGAGGCUUCAGCAAGUGGUGGUAGUCCACGUCACUCCAUUGCUUCCAAUAACAGUAGCAAUCCGAGUACCCCACCCAGUCCUGCUCAUGGUGAUCAUGGUUCAUCUAGCUAUGAUAGCUAAUCAGGUGCAUUGGUUUCCCUACUUAACUCAUGGUUUAGUUUUGUGCUUAGUGAUCAUAAGCAUCCAAAGAUUGAAAUGUACAGCUUGAGAAAACAACCUGAGGGAGGUGGAAAAUUUGUUCCACCAUUGAUUGCGCUGUUUUUGUUUUAACUUUAUCUGUCACUUUGUCAAAAAGAUUUCAAGUUUGUUUCUUUGUUUGUUUGUUUGUUUGAUUGAUUUCUACUUUUUUAUCUCUUUUAAAAGUCAUCUUGACACCACAUAUGGCAAAGUGUUGAUUGAGGUUUGCAGUAGCAGGCCUCUAAACUCAAGAAGUGUGUGUCAAUAUUUAUUGCCAUCUAUGCGUAGACAUUAGUGAUAUUUUAAAUUAUUGAUGUUUUCUUUCUUAUUGUGUUUCUUAAGUGGUUGGUCACUUGAGACAGGUGUGAGUCUUAAGCUUUCUUUUCAUCUGCAUUCAUGCAUUAUUUGUAAUUUGUUUUCAUCAAAUGUUUGCAUUGUGCCAUCAAAUUUUUCAGUGGUACUUUAGAGACAACCUAUGAAUGCAUAUUUGUGAAUUUCAUUCAUGUCUCUAAAGUGUCUUUUGUACUUGACCUAAUGUUACAUAGUAUUUAUUUUGCAACAUACAGUAAGUUUGUAUCAUCACUCGACUCCUUUAAAUGAAAGACUCAGCAGGUUUUGCCACUGAAUUGAAAUAGUCUGAUUAGCUUCUUAUUUAAAAUGAAAUGUAACUAGUUGGCAGUUUUGCCUGGAAAGUAAUAAAAGUAGUGUUUCUGGGGCAAGCAUAAUGAGAAUUAGAAAUGCUUCACUUCAGUGAAAUGUGUCAAGGCUUUGUACUUUAUGACAUUAUUUGCAUGAAACUCCUUUUUCAUGUUAUGAACAAGCGGUGAUUAUUAAGGACAAAGACUCUUGACUGCUACCAUCCCUCUUGUGGGAAAAACAAAAUCUAGUAUUUGAAACAAGUAAUUGACCAAAAAGGAAUACUGCCACUGAUUGAAAAACAAACUCUGAUGACCAAAAUGUCAAUUAAAAGGACUCAAUUUUUUUUAAACUUUUUUUUUUGUUUCUCUCAUUUUUGCAUUGGUCUGAAAUUUUGAAUUAGUGUGUUUAAAUGUAUAGCUAUGCUAUGAACUAACUCAUGAACUUGGAUAUAUUGUUUUAGUUCCGUCACUGUAAGUUGCCAUUUGGAAGCUCAUCUUUUUGGUAUUUUGGUAAUACCAACAUAAAAUGAAACUAUCUUCAUGUGAAUGAUCAGUAUUUUCCCUUCUCUUGCUCUAGGAUCUGGCAUGUGCAAUCGCUCACCUUGGUAUUCAGGUGUACGUACUUAAAGGUCUGAAUGAUAAUAUCUUAGUUGUAACUUUUAUGAGUUUAAAAUGCAGUUGAUAAACCGUGUUAAAGUAAAUGUCAGAUCAGUGCAGUAUUGUGGUUAUAUAUUGUAACCCUCUUUGUUCCUGUUAUUUUUAGUCAAUGUCUUGAAAUAUUGCAAACCAUUUUGCAAGCAUUCAUAAAUGGAUUUGUAUUACUUAUUAUUUAUUAUUAUUGAAGAAAGCAUUGCCAAGCAAUUCUCUCUUUCAUUAUUUAUGUGUAUUAUGAUUUAUAGACAUACAUCUCUUAUUAGAGAGUUAUUAAUGCCUGCACGUCAUCCGCUGAAUUCUAUCUCUAAGGUUGUCUGUUUAUUGGCAGAUACUUGGCUUUCAGUACAUUUAAAAAUAUAUAUUUAUUGUGGUGUCUGUGGGUUAUCAUUGCAUGAUGUGCGAUGUGUCUCAGAAAUAGCUUCUAGUCAUUGUCAUAUUUUCAAUUAUUAUCAUAAUUGGUAUUACCAGCAUAUUGUUUCAUUUUUUCCAUUUCUUUCAUAUAUUUAUGUUCUACUUUUGUUUUGUUUUUAAUUUGCAACCUGUUUCAACCUGGACUCUGAGCUUAAACAAAAAUUGAUAUCAAGCACGCAUCCUCAUCUUAACCUUAUGUCCUUGUCAGCAGUUUACCAGUGGGUAAACUGAAAAGGAAGAAUGAUUAUGAAUAUUUAAAUUUAUCUCGGAGUGGGCAUCUUUCUGUUUAAUGAAAUUCACGCCUCUACACUCAACAAUAGGUAAGGGACAAUAAUAUAGGCCUCUUAGUAUAACACUGUAUUUCAUAUGAGUACAAAAUGUACGUACCUUAAUAACUAAGAACAAAUUCUAACAUAGACAUAGCAUUUUGUGUACGAAAUUUUCAUAUUGCAAUAAGAAAUUGUUGUAGGUCUUGUAUGCUUAAUAUGUAGCAUGAAUCAGUCUCAUGUUUAGUAUUAGACGCCAUUGAUAUGGACGGAGGGUGCAAGUUGGUGGAUGUUUGGUUGUUCUUUUAAUAACUCGCCAUGUAUGUUGCCAUGCCUCUAAUAAUUACUCUGCUCUAUGCCUCUUGUUUACUUAUUUCUAAAAAUGUCCUAAAUGCUCCAUUUGGUGAUUGGUGCAACAUAAGUUUCUUUUUCAAAUAAUAUUUGAGAAGCAAAAUUAGUUGCAGUGGGCAUGGUGCUAGGAAUCAUCUAACAAGUGUAUUAGCAACUGCUCAGGUUGUUGGUACUGUAUAUCCAGAAAGAUUCAUGCUAUGGUAAGGUAGACCUUGGUCUGGAUUAAACUGUACAUUUAAUUCUUAGGAGAAUUUUUAUGUUGAAGAUCUGUUGAUUUGUAUUGUAUUUUGUACUCACAUUAUUCAUGUUUUAUAGUCAUUGUCACAGAGGAUCUGUGUUCUUUGCUACAGAAGAAGUACGCACGUGAUAAAUUCUUCAUAAUCCUACUCUCGUAUUUUUGCCUGAGGGCAAACAAGUUUUCAUUUAUAAAUUGCCUAAUAUGCAUUUGUUCUGCAUUGCCAUUGGAUCCCAACAGGGGAUCCAAUAUUUGUGCAAAUGUGAUUCUUAGUGCUGUUUUAAGCCAAACAUUUGAAGUGAUGUGAUGUAGUUUUGUUAAAUGAUUGUCUUCUUUCAAAUUGAGUAUUGUCUCUCAGCUCUUUUCCACCACAUUUGUGCAUUUCCAUUACAAUUUACUGGCUCAGGGGAAGUUCAUGGUGAUUUAACAAACUUGUGGUGAAGCUGAUAAUGAUUAAACUAUGGUAAUUUCUCUUGUAUCUCUCAGAAGGUUUCCACCAAAAACAAUAUUACACUUUAAAAAUAAAAACAACAAUUACAACAACACCUAGUAACUAGAAUCUUGUGUAUAUACUGUUCCCCCUGCCCCUCUUUCUUUCAAAAGAAAUAAAUCUUUUCCUGUACAAUAAUUCUGAAAUAAAUGUUCACUGCAGGUUUC